ACUUACCUAUGGACCAAAGUAUCAACUUGCCACCGCGUACCAACUUACCACUUCUGACUGGAGACAGCAUGCCCCGCUGGCCAAUGCUUGGCCGAUGCGAUGCUUGCGAUGGAUGUUCAAAAUUGAGCCUGAGAUGUGAACGCUGCCAUCAGGGAGACCAUGUGCCUACCCACGCAGAACUUUACGUGGCCAGUAGAGGCGAAACAACUCAACACAAUGUUCUACAUCGCGGCGAAGGGCCCACACCCUUGCCCGCUUACGCUGGCAUCGAAAUCGUUGUGGAUUGCGUUGUACGCGACCCUUCGGACCCCCCCAUAAUCCUCACCGAAUAUCCCAAUUGCACGUUGAAAUCCUUUAAUACCACCCUUUCCUUGGACUUCCUUCAAGAUCCGAUGGUGAAGGAGUACAUGGCUACCUUCUCCAAGCGCCACCCUACUCUGAGAAGGAUCGUGAUCAAGAUGGACAAUCAAUUUGUUCCUUCUAACCAGACGACCCAUCAGUCGCACGCCAGUGCCAAGGAUGUGCGCAGUCAUCUGUAGACUGCAUCUGACUUUCCACAACAGGAUGAUACGUCAUGCCUCGGAUUGUGGCGGAGUUAUUUGGCUUAAUUGAUUCCAACCUGUAAGGCGUUACCGCUCACAUAACCCGUUUCUCUGUGUGUAUAAGCCAAAAGACGAACUAGUUAGAUAGCGAA
Molecule: messenger RNA, 694 nt
Organism: Cantharellus anzutake
Lineage: Eukaryota; Fungi; Basidiomycota; Agaricomycetes; Cantharellales; Hydnaceae
Exons: 3
Coding region: 9-539 (176 amino acids)
Source: RefSeq, a predicted model, not a curated record